GGCCGAUCUCGCUGUUGAGAUCAGAUCGUGCCCCUAAUCUAUCUCCUCCCACUAUUCUUUUUCACCCUGUAGUUCGAGUUUUGUACACUCACAGUACUGCAACCCAUGGAGGAAAAAGACCGCGACAGAAAAGACCAUUCGAGCUCCGAUGGCACCUACGUGGGCGAGCCCACCGUCUCGCCCAGCGGCCACCUCAAGGUCGACACCAACCUCCACGAUGUCGAGCCAGGCCCCAUGAGCACGGCCUCGUCGCGACGAGAGCAGGCCACCCGCUUCGACGACGACCUGCAGCUCAUGCAAGCCGAGCGCGUGGCGUCUCAAUCCACCCAAGCCCAAAGCCAGCACGGGCGCACCUCCAUGAGCCGAACGCGAUCGCACCGCAGCCACAUCGACGAGUUCGACGAGGCCACGAACCCCCUGCACGAGAAAUCCGCCGUGUACACGCCGCCCGAGAGUCCCGCGACGAAGCUCUCCGCGUUCGUCAAGAAGGUGCACGAGUCCAGCUUCAUCGUGCGCUACCUCACCUACAUCGUCCCCGUCGUCCUGCUCCUCCUGAUCCCGCUGCUGGUCGGCGCGCUGGAAUACACCGAGGCCAGCGUCGGCGGCGUGGAGCUGAUGUGGUUCGCGAUCUGGCUGGAGAUUGUCUGGCUGACGCUGUGGGCUGCGAGAGUUGUGGGCAAGUGUAUACCGCCGGUGGUGAGCAUCGUGGCGAGCAUUUUCACCAACAACGCGAAGAAGUGGCGCGACAUGGCCAAGCAGCUCGAGGUGCACUUUGUGCUGUUCUUCUGGUGGCUCGCCGUUGAGAUUUCCUUCCUGCCUACAAUGAAGAACCACCAUGGGACGCUGAACAAGCUCAUCAUCGUGGGCCUGGUGUGGACGAUCCUCAACUUGGUUGAGAAAGUCAUUAUCCAGCUUAUUGCGAUCAGCUUCCAUCAGCGGACGUACGACGACCGCAUCCAGAUCAACAAGUUCCAGAUUGGCAGCUUGACGAAGCUAUAUCACUUCUCGCGGAGCCGCAUCACGGAAGAGGACGACGCGUUCGAGCAGAACAACAACGAGAAGGCGUCCGACAGCCCCAGAAACCCGCUGCAGUAUGCCAGCAAGGCUGGCAAGGUCGCCCAGAAGGCCGUCAAGACCGUUGGCAACAAGGUGGGCGAUGUCGCUGGGGGCGUCCUUGCAGACUUCACCGGCAGGCAGGGGAAGAACAGCGGAGACCCAUACCAGGUCAUUCUGGCCCUGCUGCGGUCGACCUCUGGCUGCCAGGUGCUUGCUCGUCGUCUGUAUCGGACGUUUGCGCGCGAGGGCUUUGAAACCGUCUUCUCGGGCGACCUGAAGGAGGCCUUCGACGACAACGAGGAGGCAGAGGCGGCGUUCUCCAUGUUCGACCGGGACAUGAACGGCGAUAUCUCCAUGGAAGAGCUCGAGGCUGUCUGUGUUGAUAUCGGCCGUGAGCGCAAGUCCAUCACUGCCUCGCUGAAGGACCUGGACUCGGUGGUCUCUAAACUGGACCAGGUGUUCAUGUUCUUCGUCUUUAUUAUCAUUGUUAUUGUCUUCCUCACCUUGAUAUCAACCUCCGCAGCAGGAGUCUUGACAUCAGCCGGCUCAACCAUCCUCGCCCUCUCCUGGAUGUUCUCUACAACUGCCACUGAAUUCCUCCAGUCCAUCAUCUUCGUCUUCGUCAAGCACCCCUUCGACGUCGGCGACCGCGUCACCAUCUACGGCAACUCCGGCGACAACGGCCUCGGCGACGACUACUUCGUAAAGGAAAUCGCCCUGCUCUACACCGAGUUCAAGAAAAUGCAAGGCCACAUCGUGCAGGCCCCCAAUAGCGUGCUGAACAACCUCUUCGUCCUAAACCAGCGCCGCACCGGCGCCCUGGCCGAAGCCCUCCCCAUCGUCAUCAAAUACGGCACCACCAUCGACCAGAUGGAGCGCCUCCGCCAGCGCCUCGUCGAGUUCGUGCGCAGCGAGAAGCGCGACUUCCAGAGUAUGAUCCUUACCGAGCUCCGCGAGGUGACGGAGAACCUAUCUCUGACGCUGAACAUCGUCUUCUUCUACAAAUCCAACUGGCAGAACGAGGGACUGCGUCUGCAGCGCCGCAACAAGUUCAUCUGCAUGCUCAUGGUCGCGCUCCAGGAAAUCGGCAUCGAGGGCCCUCGCAUGAACCUCCAGGGUUACAACGUCAAUGCGCCGUUCCAUGUUGCGUACUCUGGCGCACCGGCUUCUGGUGCUCCCCCGCCUACAUACCAGGAUCAGGAUCAGGACCGCGACCCUGCAGCAGCUGGAGACGACCAGCAUGCUGGACCGGGCGUCCGUAUUGAUGAAUCAACGAGUAUCCCCGAGAACAGCGGCACAAGCAGCGGCGUGCAGCCCCGGCCUUCCAUCCUCCGGCGGGGCAUGGACACCGCCGCAGCCCGGUCCCGUGGCGAAUCUGUCAGCAAGCACAAGCACGUCGAUUUCUCGCUAGGCAUGUCGGAUAUCUCCUCGAACGAUAUCAUGGGCGAUGUCUUCGAGGACCGCGGCAGUACCUCGCAUGUGGACGAGGUCAUGCGCAAUGCGAACCAGCAGGCUGCGGACCGCCGCAUGCAGGAGAUUGCCGAGGAGGAGCGCAAUUCUACGCAGGAGGGCAGGUCGUCUGCUGAUGGGCGCAGUGUGCGUAGUGGGACAUCGUCUGCGAGACAUCGGUUUGGGAGGCGGAGGGGGAGUGUUAGUCGUGAGCGUGGAGGGGAUCUAGAGGCUGGGUCUGCGAGGAGUGUACGCGAGUAGAUAUUAAUUGCAGUUUCA
This is a messenger RNA of Aspergillus versicolor CBS 583.65, 2784 nucleotides long. RefSeq lists its product as uncharacterized. Gene Ontology annotation, biological process: calcium ion transmembrane transport; intracellular calcium ion homeostasis. The coding region runs from base 106 to 2766 and encodes 886 amino acids. The transcript has 2 exons. Lineage: Eukaryota; Fungi; Ascomycota; Eurotiomycetes; Eurotiales; Aspergillaceae. Gene Ontology annotation, cellular component: membrane. The record is from RefSeq and is a predicted model, not a curated record. Gene Ontology annotation, molecular function: calcium ion binding; calcium channel activity.